AUGGAUUGUUACAACAACUACAUCGAUUACCGAAAUGGUCCGAAUCCUUACAUGCAUCCCUAUCACCAUUCGUCGCUGCAUCCGUCUGCCCUGCGUUACGGCGCCUCACAUCCAUCGCAUCAUCAUCCCUUCGCUGCCCGUGGCUACGGCGGCACGAACAGCAGCAAUUACGGCAAUUAUUACGACACGUACCAUCAUCGCUCGUACUAUCAUCACCAAUAUUCGUCCAACGGGUACAAUCAUCCCGCAUCGAUGCCCCCGUCGCCGUCGCCGCACUACCAAAACAGCUAUGCGAGUUUGCGAGACGGUUUCGGCAACAGCAACGGCAACUUAAUUGGCGGUAACGAGAAUUAUCCCGGCGGUUAUUACGGCGGACAAUCGACAUACGGCGCGCCAUCGAGUGCAGCAAAUCCAUACGAAAAUUUCCGUCAAGCCAGUUAUCAUCAUGCGAUGCCGCCCUACCAUCGAAGCGGGAAUUACUUCAACAAUUCCGAGAGCAACUUUUACGCUUCCGAAAGUUUUGAGUCGUCGUCGCCGCAUCAUCAGCAAACGAAUCCAUCGACGCCGUCGUCAGCGGGAACGCCCAAAAGUGCGUAUGCCGAUGAAUUUCCGGCGUCUCCAGCAGUGGCAAAGACCGAAAAGGAGGUAGAAAGUAGUAAAAAUGCGUCGCCAGAUGCGGCGGGAACGGGAUCGAGUGCAACGGAAAUGGCAACGAGUGACGCGACGACACCCAAUGUGCAUCCGCCACAAUCUCCCAUGACACCAAACUCAACAGAUUUGAGCAACAGUACAAGUGAAAGUUUUUGCAAUAACAACAAAAAUCGCCGACGAUCGCAGCAGCGAAAUGAACGCGCGACGUUAAUGAGUCGGAAAAACAACAACGGAGCGAUGAUAAAUGAUCCGUAUGAAUUCACUGACGAGUAUAAUAACGCCGCAUCGUCUCCCAAUGAAUCAAGAGUGCCAAAUAACGAGUGUAGCUCGCAAGCGUGGAUGCAUCAAGGUGUACAAAAUACGCACAAAUGGAUGCGAGGACAUCACCACAGCAACAACAAGAAAGGGCUUCCGAUGUCCGAUCUCGAGCUGCUUCAAUCUUCGUUCGAAUAUGGGUUUUACAACAACAACAACUACGCCUCGCAUGACGCGUAUCGACGGAAAAUGAGUGAAAAACAUUUUAUUUCGGAUGGGCCUAAUAAUGACGUUGUGCCAGCUAAACGAACGAAACGACGACGAAGGGACAACAAUCCCGAGGUAUUUAGCAGAAAAGUUGCCGAAGAAAAGCUUGAACGAAAGCCGCCAGAGCCUCCAUUAACUCCCCUUCCCGGCUUCCAAGAAGCCUUCGGUUCGACAGAAAUCGGUCGAUUUUCCGAUGCAUUCUUCAAUGUUCUCAAUUCCAGUCCGUAUUACGAGCCAAAUAACGAGUCCGACAUUGAUACUUUGAGUCCCCAACCAUGGGAAGCAGGCGAUUCCCUCGAAGGACCGCAUUUUAAUUUACAAGUUGGCGCCUCCUUUACUCCAGUCUACGAUAAUUACAGUGCUGACGGAUCACCACUCGACAAUUAUUUUAGCGAAUUAUCGUGUAACGAAUUUUAA
Molecule: messenger RNA, 1590 nt
Organism: Culicoides brevitarsis
Lineage: Eukaryota; Metazoa; Arthropoda; Insecta; Diptera; Ceratopogonidae
Exons: 6
Coding region: 1-1590 (529 amino acids)
Source: RefSeq, a predicted model, not a curated record